CAUCUACUAUUGGUGGAGAGUUCUGGCAGACAGGCCAUCAUGCUUAAGCAGCUGAGCUGAGCUGACCUGCACUGUCUGCUAAACCAUCUGGACACGAAACGCGAAACGUGUUGAUCUUUCAGUGAUACUUGAAGCCAUUGGAUUAGUUUGAGCCAGCUUGUAUCGUUGACCACCCAAACAUAUUGGUCUCCACAGAACCACGGUCAAAUGUCGCCUUCAACUUCAGACAACCCUGUCACGUUCGUGUCAGAAAGGUAGGUUUAGUCUCCUGAUUCAGAUACCACGAUGGCUAAUACUUCUCGCGGUUUUCCCAGGCUCAGACGCAGCUCUCGACGCAUUAUUCACACAGAAUCCGAUGACGAACAAAAGCCACCGAUCUCUCCCAAGGGCUCCCAUCAAGACAACGCAGGUGAUAAUGAGGGGCAGGUACAAAAAGGCAGCCUGGUCCAAGUCACCCCGAAGUCGACAUCGGAUCCUGGCAAAUUGCUGCCGACUUAUCUGAUCGCAACAUUGGAACAGUGGCACCGGGAAAACGGCAACGAGAUCCCGAAAUGCAAGUACGCCGGCCGUCAAGGUGCGAUGUUCUGGAAGGUCUUUGACAGGCAUGGAAAUGAACUGGAGCUAUCCUGGUACAUGGUCACCAAGCCGCGUAAGUACGACGUUCUCGUGCUACAUGAGGCCGGUGGCACAGCGAGAUUUGUCUACUGCGAUCCACCCCGGAGCACUCCUCAUGGUACCUAUCUCAGACCGUGGUCGGGCGCUGCUGAGGGAGAGGAACUCCAACAUUGCGCCAUCCGGGUGUUUGGAAAUACCACGGAGGAGAUUGGAUAUUCAGCGGAAGCCUGGGAUUAUCUCCGGCACCUCCAGAGCCCCUUGGGGGAAGAUGAUGUCCGGGCUGCUUCGGCCUCCCGUGCCCAAACACCCAGAGUUGGGAGAGGAGCAAAAAGGCUGCAGGGUAAGACGGGGCAUGAUACAAGAUUCUCGGCGAGAAGCCGCCCAAGCGAGGCUGUCGAGGACUCAUCCCAAGAAGAAGGCUCAUCAUCAUCCGAAGAAGAAUCGUCAUCGGAAGAGGAGAAACCAGCUGUCUCCCCUAUGACCAAGCGGCGCAAGACAACCGAGCCCAGCGCCGAGCCUGGCAAACCUAGCAAGGUUGUUUUUCGCCUCGCCUCUCAGAGAGUCAUCGGAGCGAUUCGCUAUAUCCCGCUGGACGAGUGCAGGUCCAGGAAAGAACUGUUCGACAAAGCAGCGGCGUUCUAUCAAGCCUGUGAUCGAGAUACUCAGGUUAAAAUCCUUGCAUGUCAGAUCUCGUCACAGCGUGAACAACACUAUCUGUUCGAAAACAGUGAUGGGGAGUUUCGUCUUUUGGUUGAGCAGGCGCAAAGUUUGGAGGAUGGCCCGGAUCGGAUUGUAAUUGAUGUUUUGCACGUUUUACAGACCUAGUUGGAACAUGUCAUGAUAUUGCGCCAGAUUUUAUUGUCAAGACAAAACCAUGUGGAGCCAUUGAUGUACAUAGUAGUUUGUUCUUUCUUCUCAGGGUAUUUAAUGCAUCGAUUCGCAAGCGAUGACUAAGCACCACGUGGACUGAGGCCGAAAUAGCGAUUCGCGUCACCGACAGCGCAAUCG
Messenger RNA from Aspergillus sclerotioniger CBS 115572, 1623 nucleotides. RefSeq lists its product as uncharacterized. NCBI's taxonomy places the organism in Eukaryota, Fungi, Ascomycota, Eurotiomycetes, Eurotiales, Aspergillaceae. The coding region runs from base 286 to 1440 and encodes 384 amino acids. The transcript is spliced from 2 exons. The record is from RefSeq and is a predicted model, not a curated record.